AUGACUAGCAACUCCUCGCUGGGUACCUGUCAUCCCCAGUGCCUCGCCCUGACCUCAAUCCUGGGGAGCAGCAAAGUCUUCUUACCCGGCACGACUCCGUACCAAUCAUCUCAGCAAUCUUAUUUCGCCCAACAAAACACCGAUCUGCACCCGUUGUGCGUCGUGUUCCCAGAUUCGGCAGAGGAUGUCUCCAGCGUCAUCACAAGUUUAGUCGCAACUGCCGCCUUCCUGCCUGAAGACCAGCAAGAUGGCUGCCACUUCGCCAUCCGCUCCGGCGGCCACAACUUCUUCGGAGGAGCCUCCAACAUCCAACACGGCGUCACCAUCGACCUUCGCGCCCUGAGCAAUAUCCGAGUCCAGAAUCCGCCCGAGAACGAUGCCUCCCACACUGUCUACAUCGGGGCUGGAGCCACCUGGGGGGACGUAUACGGCCAGCUCGAUCCGGCGGGCCUCGCGGUGGCUGGUGGCCGCGCUGCCCAGAUCGGGGUCGGCGGUUUGACACUCGGAGGCGGCAUUUCGUACUUCUCGCCACGCUAUGGUUGGACAUGCGACAAUGUGGUCGGCGCGGAGGUCGUCCUGGCCAAUGGAACGAUUUUGCACCUGAAUGAGGUACAGCAUUUGGGGGAGCUGGCCGCUCUGCGCGGGGGCGGGUCCAAGUUCGGGGUGGUGACGGGCUUUGAUCUGCGGGCCUUCCCGCAGGGUCCGAUCUACGGCGGCAGCGUCCGCCAUACGAUAGAUACCGUGGAUGCGCAGAUGCGUGCGUUUGUGGAGUUGAGCGACCCGGUGGCUCAGCGCCAUUACGAUGAGAAUACCUCGUUGAUCACCAGUUUUGCAUUUGCGGGUGGCCAGGGCUCUGCAGUGGUGAACAGCAUCGUGUAUACAGGGGAGCUGAAGGACGAAGAAGACCACCCGCCCAUGUAUGAUGCGUUCUUUGAGAUUCCUUAUAUAUCUAGCACGGUGCGUAUAGCCCCUUUACACGACGUGGCGAUUGAACAGGGUUCAUUUUCACCCAAUGGACAAAGGCAAUUGAGUGUAGUGACUACACAUAACCCCACCGUGCCUAUGUUGAAUGCGACCUAUAUACGAUGGAAUGCCAGUCUAGCAGCCGUGCAAGAGGUGCCGGGCAUCGUCUGGUCGAUCUCCCUCGAGCCGUUACCUCCCGCUAUCUACGCGCGGGCUCCAGACAGCAACGCGAUGGGGCUAUCGAACUACGAGGGAUCACUGGUGGUGACCGUGCUGAGCGCCACCUGGGACGAUACAGCGGAUGACACCUUAGUGGAGGAAGCAGCGCGGACGCUAUUCGCGGGAAUUGAAGCCGACGCGCAUGCUUUGGAGGCAUACCAUCCGUUUGUGUAUCUGAAUUACGCAGCGCAGUGGCAAAAUCCGAUCGCUAGUUACGGUCCCAAGAGCGUGGAGAUGUUGCGGCGGGUCAGCCGGGAGCUCGAUCCGACAGGGGUCUUUCGGCAGAUGAUGCCCGGAGGGUUUAAUCUUCCCACGUGA
Molecule: messenger RNA, 1500 nt
Organism: Aspergillus affinis
Lineage: Eukaryota; Fungi; Ascomycota; Eurotiomycetes; Eurotiales; Aspergillaceae
Product: FAD-binding oxidoreductase
Exons: 3
Coding region: 1-1500 (499 amino acids)
Molecular function (GO): FAD binding
Source: RefSeq, a predicted model, not a curated record